AUGAAAUUAAAAGAAAUUGAUCGAACUGCUCAUGUUGCUUGGUCUCCGGCUAAGAAUGAAGAACAAACAACAAAUACAAAUUAUUUAAUUGCCGGUACAGCUGCUCAACAACUUGAUGCAAGUUUUAGUACAAAUUCCCAAUUAGAAGUAUAUCAAGUUAAUUUAGCGGAUAGAAGUAUGUCGAUGGCACCAAUUGGAUCAAUAAAAACAGAUUAUCGUUUUAAUAAAUUAAUUUGGCCAUCAUUAAAAUUAUUAAUUGGUGCUACAGAGAAAGGUCGUAUCUAUUUAGUUGAUCCAUUAGCUCAAUCAAUAACUCAACAACUUGAUAAACAUACUGGAAGUGUCCAUUCAAUUGAUAUGAAUACUCUUCAACCAAAUCUAUUUGCAAGUGGUGGAUCAAAUUCCGAAUUAAUGAUCUGGGAUUUAAAUGAUCUUAAACAACCAAUGAUACCUGGUGGUACAUCACCAUCAAGUCAUCAUAUUGAUGAAGAAGUUCAAUGUGUUUCAUGGAAUCGACAAAAAUCUCAUAUACUUGGUUCAACUCUUGGUGGAAAAACUCUUAUUUGGGAUUUAAAAUCUAGUAAUGAACCAAUAUUUAAAAUAACUGAUUCAACAUAUCGUAUGAGAGCAAAUCGGCUUGUUUGGCAUCCAGAUAUAACAAGUCAAUUAUGUUUAGCAAGUGAAGAAGAUCAAUCCGCAUCUAUACAAUUAUGGGAUCUUCGUUUUGGAACUAGUCCAGUGAAAUUACUUACUGGACAUACAAGAGGAAUUUUAGAUUUACAAUGGUCACCAAAUGAUGGUAAUUUAUUAAUGUCAAGUGGAAAAGAUAAUAAAAUUAUAUGUUGGAAUCCAAAUGAUUUACAAAUUAUACCAGAAAUUGUUUAUGAAAUACCAUGUAAUCAUUGGUGUUUUGAUGUUAAAUGGUGUCUUGUUGAUCCAAAUUUAAUAUCAGCAUCAUCAUUUGAUGGUACAUUAAGUAUUUAUACAUUAAUGGGUGGUUCAUGUCAAGUUUCUCGCCCGGUUAAUAAUCAAUUGUUUACUCAAGCAUUCGGUGAUGGACUUCCUCCAACAUCAGAACCACAUCCAUCAACAACUACACAUGAUGUAUUACCUAUUAAAUAUGCACCGAAAUGGAUGCGACGUCAAACAAGAGUUUCCUUUGGUUUCGGUGGUAAAUUAGUCAUUGUUCAACAUCCACCUACUCCAACAGCAACAUCAGCAGAAUCAGGUCCAGCAUCUCCAAGUGCUACUAAUACUCGUCGUUUACCAGUACUUAUUCAACAAGUUGUUGUUGAUCAUGCAUUUGUUCAAACUGUCCAAACAUUUGAUACUAUGUUACAAGCUGGUACAUUACUUGAUUAUUGUGAUCAUCAAAUAUCUUCAACAGUCAUAUCACAAGAUGAACAAAUUUUAUGGCGUUUUUUACGUGCUUCAUUUGAAAGUGAUCCAAGAAAUAAAUAUAUUGAACUAUUAGGUUUUCGUCGUGAUGAUAUUUUACAUAAAGUACAAACAUUAACAUCCGAUGAAAAACAUAAUUUACCAACUGAAUCAUUAAAUGGUUUACAUUUAGAUGAUAAUCAUA
This is a messenger RNA of Adineta steineri, 1582 nucleotides long. The record is from the annotation of a GenBank genome assembly. NCBI's taxonomy places the organism in Eukaryota, Metazoa, Rotifera, Eurotatoria, Adinetida, Adinetidae.